Molecule: messenger RNA, 744 nt
Organism: Aspergillus glaucus CBS 516.65
Lineage: Eukaryota; Fungi; Ascomycota; Eurotiomycetes; Eurotiales; Aspergillaceae
Product: putative heme/steroid binding domain protein
Exons: 2
Coding region: 1-744 (247 amino acids)
Cellular component (GO): membrane; endomembrane system
Source: RefSeq, a predicted model, not a curated record
AUGUCAGACCUUCGCCAGAGACAAGUUGCAUCGUCCGCGUCAAAAGAACCCGACAAUCAGCCUGCAAUCGAUACCAAGUUGAAAAAGCAGAAGCGCAAUGGCAACAAGCGCACCGGCAUCAGCCUGUUGGAUAUCAUCCGCGUGCUGGUCACGUUGGUGGUGGCAUCGUGCGGAUUAUCAUACUACAUGACCUCGUCCGAGUCUGUUCUUUGGGGGUAUCGUCCGUGGUUUACGAGGUGGCCGGUGUUGGUCCGGUAUAUCAAAGGACCCCUCCACCUAACCCUCUCCGACCUGACCCUCUACAACGGCUCCGACCCCUCCCUCCCCGUCUACCUCUCCGUCAACAGCACCAUCUUCGACGUCUCCGCAAACCGCAUGAUGUACGGCCCCGGCGGGCACUACAACUUCUUCACCGGCCGCGACGCGACGCGCGCUUUCGUGACGGGCUGUUUCCAGGAAGAUCUGACGCACGAUCUCUCCGGGGUUGAGGAGAUGUUUAUCCCGAUCGAUGAUGGGGAAGUUAGGAGGUUGAGUAGUGGGGAGCGGAAGAUCCGGCGCGAGCAGGAUGUUAGGAUGGCGAGGGCGAGUGUUAGGAAGCAGGUGGCGCAUUGGGAGGGGUUCUUUCGGAAUCAUAAGAAGUAUUUUGAGGUGGGACGAGUUGUUGGGUUGGAUGAGGAGCCGAAGGUUGAGAGGGAGCUUUGUCGGGCUGCGCAGCAGCAGAGGCCGGAGAGGAAGGUGGACUAG